Molecule: messenger RNA, 1512 nt
Organism: Malurus melanocephalus (red-backed fairy wren)
Lineage: Eukaryota; Metazoa; Chordata; Aves; Passeriformes; Maluridae
Gene: POU2F3
Product: POU class 2 homeobox 3
Exons: 14
Coding region: 34-1512 (492 amino acids)
Biological process (GO): regulation of transcription by RNA polymerase II
Cellular component (GO): nucleus
Molecular function (GO): DNA-binding transcription factor activity, RNA polymerase II-specific; RNA polymerase II cis-regulatory region sequence-specific DNA binding
Source: RefSeq, a predicted model, not a curated record
CCGAGUUACUAAUAUGCAAAUGGGCGCUUUUGCAUGGGCCUGACGCCAAGCUGCUGGGUGUCAGGGCACCCGAGGGAGCCGGAGGUGGGGCGAGGCGUGGCACCGMGCCGCAUGCUCACCUGGCCCUGCAUGGCAACAGGCAAUGGAGCUCUAGGUCCCUUCGGCAGCGGACCCACGGCCGCUUCGAGAGGCAGCGGGUGGCAGAGGAGGGAGGSCAAACUGGCAGCCCCUGGCAACCUGGGGCUGACGGCAGGAGGCUGGGCACACCGCGGAUUUCCCCCCGCCGGCAGGAUGGUGAACCUGGAGUCCGUGCACGCAGCUGUCCCCGAAGGAGAAAGUGGCCCCGGGUGUGGUGGCAGCCAUCACUUCAAGGAGAUCAAGAUGAGCGGGGAUGCGGCAGAUUCCACAGACACCCGGCACGAACCUGACCAGGUGGAGCCAGGGAAUGAACAGAAUGGGCUGGACUUUAACAGGCAGAUCAAAACCGAGGAUCUCAGCGACUCCUUGCAAUCUGCCAUCCCCCCUCGGUCGGGUCACCUCGUGCAGGGAUCAUCCAUGAUGCCAGGGAGCCAGAUCGCUGGGGACAUGAGCUCUCUCCACACCCUGCAGCAGUUGGUGCUGCUCCCCGGGCACAUGCAGUCCGUCCCCCAGUUCCUCCUGUCCCAGUCGCAGGCAGGACAACAAGCUUUGCAGCCAAACCUCCUCUCCUUCCCUCAGCAGCAGGGCAGCCUCCUCCUCUCCCAACCCGGACCCAGCCUGGCGUCCCAGGCUGUGGGGCGCUCUGGCCUCCCUGGUUCCUCGGUGGAGCCCCACUUGGAUGUCCCCCAGCAUUUGCAAGUGGCAAAGCACCUGACCCCAGCGGGAGCAUCCGAGGAGCCCAGCGACCUGGAGGAGCUGGAAAAAUUCGCCAAGACUUUCAAACAAAGGAGGAUCAAGCUGGGCUUCACACAGGGUGACGUGGGCCUGGCCAUGGGGAAGCUCUACGGCAACGAUUUCAGCCAGACCACCAUCUCCCGCUUCGAGGCUCUCAACCUGAGCUUCAAAAACAUGUGCAAGCUCAAACCCCUGCUGGAGAARUGGCUGAGUGACGCAGAAUCUGCUCCUUUGGAUUCCUCCAUGAGCACCCCCANGUGGACGGGGCUGGGACCCCUGGGAGGGGUUUCCCUGCUCUCACCACGUGUCCUCUUGCAGGGUGAUGUGGGCCUGGCCAUGGGGAAGCUCUACGGCAAUGAUUUCAGCCAGACCACCAUCUCCCGCUUCGAGGCUCUCAACCUGAGCUUCAAGAACAUGUGCAAGCUCAAACCCCUGCUGGAGAAGUGGCUGAGUGACGCAGUUGCUGGUGCCCAAUGCUCACUGUCUGCCUCUGUUCCUGCCCAGGUCUCUACCUCAGGGUCCUUGGGGCCCCUCUCCGUCAAUCCCGUGCACAGCACCAUGCCUGGGACUGGUGAGAAUUUGGGAAUUGCAUUUCUGAAAGCUGGGAGGCAAAUUACGGAUCUGUUAAAAGCUGAAUAA